UGUUGCUCCACCUCACGCGGGCUGGCGUAGCAGAAAAACACAGUAAACCAGUGAAGAUCGUCACCAUGGCGACAGCGAUAUAUCUCGAACAUUAUCUUGAUAGCAUUGAAAACCUGCCCUGCGAACUCCAGAGAAACUUCACACUAAUGCGAGAGCUUGACAACAGAGCGGAGGAAAAGAAGGGUGAAAUUGAUAAGCUUGCUGAAGAGUACAUCACCAAUGUCCGAAACCUGGCCCCGGAUCAGAGAGUGGAGCACCUGCAGAAGAUUCAGAGCGGCUUCAGCAAAUGCAAAGAAUACAGUGACGACAAAGUGCAACUUGCCAUGCAGACGUACGAAAUGGUGGACAAACACAUCCGCAGACUCGACGCUGAUCUCGCACGAUUUGAGAAUGAGUUGAAAGAAAAAUUAGAUGUCAGCGGCUAUGAAAGCCCAGACAACAGAAACCCCAAGAAGGGAGGUGGUAGAGGAGGCCCGAAGGAAAAACGAGGCCCUAAAGGAAGAGGAAGAAAAUGUUCGGAUGACGACUCACCGCGGAAAAAGAAAAUGAAAAACAGCCCUGAAUUCUCUGAAUCCAUCCUUCCGGUUCACCCGUCUGACGUCUUAGACAUGCCAGUGGACCCCAAUGAGCCCACAUACUGCCUCUGUCACCAAGUGUCAUAUGGAGAAAUGAUCGGAUGUGACAACCCUGAUUGUCCUAUCGAGUGGUUUCACUUCGCCUGUGUUGAUCUAACAACAAAACCCAAAGGGAAAUGGUUCUGUCCACGAUGCACCCAGGAUCGAAAGAAAAAAUGAGCAUUUGUAACGUUGAGAAGAUGACAUUUAUAUAUGAAUAUAUGUAUAAAUAUAUAUGUAUUUUGUCUAAGUGGUAAAAUAGGAUAAUAUAUAUAUACUCCUUUCUAUAUGGCCAGGACAAAAUAUAUGAGGGUCACUAGAAAACAAAGCUUUUAUUUUUCAAAGUACUUGAAAUGUUUAACAUUUUGUCCGUUUAAGCGUCAUUCUGUGUUGUCAAAUUGUCUAUUUCAGACAAUCUAGGAUAGGAUAUAUACGAUAUAUAUUUUCCUCUUACUGAUUAGUACGUCGUUUUCUUGUCACACUUUCAUUUACGAAGCUUCGAGCAUCCAAGCUUUCGCUGAAUUCGCUCAUAAAAUGCUUUUAGCAUGGCACGCCGUUUAGAGCAUAUUCCAGAGGAUUUACUUUGAACAAAAAACUUUUAGGAUGUUGAAUACAGGCAAUGUACGGUGUGUAUUCAGCAGUUAAGUUUAUUUUCUUGCACUCUUAAAUACAAUGCGACUACUUUUCCAGCGACUUCCAUUUUUCCUGUACUUGCAGAGUUAGAGCAAAGAGACACUUUGAAAUGCAAAUGAGAUAUUUCAUUGUUCAGAAUAGCAUAAUUGCACAGGCAAACCCCCAAAAUCAUGAAACAGAUCUCGUGUCCCAUAAGUGCUGUCAUUUGAAUGCUUUUCCACUUGAGUUGGACAAUCGAAUUGCACUCCAUUCCAGUUUGAGAUUGCUUUGUUCCCAAGAUCUUCUAUAGGACUCAAAGCAACCGUAAUUGAGACUACCGCUUUUUCAGACUCCAGCAACACGAAAACGACAGUAUACAGGCAACGUCUGGUUGUGUUUGUUCCACUUCUAAAUGUUUUAAAUGACUGAUUUUGGCAGUAUCUGCCGUCUCUAUUCUCCAGCAGCUUUGAUGCACUUUUUUUUAUUUGACCAGACUCGGCACUUAUGGCUUUUUGAAUUUGCUGAGGUCCUACUGUGUAGUCCUGCACUUGUGAUACGACUUACAGAGAACGGGGACGCAUUUGCCUUUUUUUUUUUUUUACUGCUAGUUGCGUUAAAGGUUGGAAAGAUACGCAAACAAUUUCGACGGCACAAAAAUGUCAGAGGAUCUACCAAAGUGAGAUUAAGUAGUGUUAGCACUGAUGUAAGCUACACUGCUGUUGUGUUAUUGUAAUUUGUACGAUUCUUUUUGUGACCCAAAUAUAAAACGUGGAAUAUCGUGUUUAUAUUAUAUUAAAGUGAGACUACCUUAUCAUACAUGUGUAACUGUGUGAAUGGACAGUACAAUUGAAAAUCUUGUCAUUAGUGGGUAGAAUCCAUUAGGUUGAAAUUGGGACAAUCAAGUACCGUUUUGUUUUAUGGUGUAUUUUUUUCCAUGUUUAACUAUGAAUACAUGGACUAGAUGUUCCGUACAGCUUUUCGUAAAAACAAAUAAAUAUUUACCAUUAAAACUCUUUUGUGAUUUGAAGUAAAUGUCAAGUGUAAAUUGUGCAUUAAGCUUCUAUGGUACGCAGGUCAGGAUCAUGGAUCCGCGAGGCCUCCCUUCUGCCCCUAGUGGCAGACACGUUAUCCUACGUUAAGCGACAAG
Messenger RNA from Xyrauchen texanus (razorback sucker), 2373 nucleotides. RefSeq names its product inhibitor of growth family, member 5a (gene ing5a). The transcript is spliced from 8 exons. Bases 66 to 794 code for a protein of 242 amino acids. The record is from RefSeq and is a predicted model, not a curated record. Gene Ontology annotation, biological process: positive regulation of DNA-templated transcription; positive regulation of apoptotic signaling pathway. Gene Ontology annotation, molecular function: chromatin binding. Gene Ontology annotation, cellular component: nucleus. Lineage: Eukaryota; Metazoa; Chordata; Actinopteri; Cypriniformes; Catostomidae.